Molecule: messenger RNA, 785 nt
Organism: Euleptes europaea (tarantolino)
Lineage: Eukaryota; Metazoa; Chordata; Lepidosauria; Squamata; Sphaerodactylidae
Gene: HSD17B8
Product: hydroxysteroid 17-beta dehydrogenase 8
Exons: 9
Coding region: 7-762 (251 amino acids)
Molecular function (GO): oxidoreductase activity, acting on the CH-OH group of donors, NAD or NADP as acceptor
Source: RefSeq, a predicted model, not a curated record
CCAGCGAUGGCCGCCUCUCUCCGCCUGCGGGGGGCCCUGGCGCUGGUCACAGGGGGAGGAAGCGGCAUCGGCCGUGCCGUCUGUGCCCGCCUGGCUCGGGAAGGGGCGCUGGUGGCGGUGGCGGACUGCAACGAGGCCGGGGCGGCCGAGACCCUGCGGGGGCUGCAGGCGGGAGACCACCGGGCCUGGGUGGUCGACGUGGGGUGCUCCCAGGACGUGGCGGACCUCAUGGGUCGGAUCCAGGCACACUAUUCCCGCCCCGCCAGCAUCUGCGUGAACUGCGCCGGGAUCACAAUGGACGAAUUCCUGCUCAAGCAGUCCGAGGAGGCCUUUGACGCCGUCCUCAGGGUGAAUCUCAAGGGAACCUUUCUGGUGACGCAGGCGGUGGCCCGGGCUCUGGUGGCGAGCGGAGCGCCGGGGGGCUCCAUCAUCAACGUGGGCAGCAUCGUGGGGAAGGUGGGGAACCUGGGGCAGGUGAACUACACAGCCUCCAAGGCCGGGGUGGAGGGCCUGACGAAGACUGCUGCCAAGGAGCUGGCCAGGUACGGGAUUCGCUGCAACACGGUCCUACCAGGAUUCAUCCACUCCCCCAUGACGGAGAAAGUGCCCCAGAAAGUGCUGGACAAGUUUGCAGCGAUGGCGCUUCUGGGACGCCUUGGGGAGCCUGAAGAUGUAGCCGAUGUCUGUGCUUUCCUGGCCUCCGAUGAGAGCAAAUAUAUCACCGGAGCCAGCGUGGAGGUAACAGGGGGUCUUUUCAUCUGACACAUCUAUUUCUGAAGUCCCCC